AUGGAUGGGAAGAUGAAGAGUGUGGCUUCAAUUCCGGCUAACUACGUAUCCAUCCUUCAGCUUCAGGAGCGAUGGAUGAAGGAGAAAGAAGGGAAACACAAGGAAAGAGACUUAGGAGUGAAGCAGCAGGAGGUUAAUGAACAACGAAGAAGAGAAGAAGCUGAUGUCUCUGCGGUUGUGAGCAAGAAGAAGGAGGAUGAAGAUGGAGAAUAUUCGAGAAAGAAAAAGAAGAAAUGGUCUAAGAAGAAGAAACAAGGUGGUUCUGUGAAGGAGGUCGUCAAGUCUGGAACCAAGGCAUACAUCCCGAGGGAGAUUAAUCCGUUGAAAGAGGAGAUUCCAGGAGAUAAAACUGUUCAAAACAUAGAGAAAGCUGCUGCUAGUAAUUCGAUUUCUGUAGAAACUCAGUUUCAGCAUCUUUGGAUCAAGAAGAAAGUGGAAGAGGAUGGAAGAGACAGAGAAGUCAAGGAACCUGCAAAAUUGAACAGGGGACAAGGUUAUUACAGAAACCAGAAACAUGAAACAAGCGCUAUGAUGUGGGUGAAGAAAGGAUAG
Messenger RNA from Eruca vesicaria subsp. sativa (arugula), 552 nucleotides. The record is from the annotation of a GenBank genome assembly. Lineage: Eukaryota; Viridiplantae; Streptophyta; Magnoliopsida; Brassicales; Brassicaceae.